AACAGAGAAAGACACAUGGUGAAUAAUAAAGUUUGUGGAUAUGCCUGGGAUUUGUUGUGCUGUGGGCUGUGACAAUAGUCGCCAGAGGAACCCCGGACUACAGUUUGUAUCGAUCCCCAAAGACUUAGACCGUCGUGAUAAAUGGCUGGCUGCCAUCAGAAGGGAUCACUGGCAGCCGACAUCUAACUCCAGAUUGUGUAGUCAACACUUCGUUUCCGGAAGAAAAAAUGACAACCCCAUGAGUCCUGACUACAUCCCCAGCCUUUUUGCGCACACGUCAGCUGGACAGCGGCAGAGAAGCAUCUAUGCCAUUAGCAGAUUUGAGCAUACUCAGCAGAUAAAAAGGAAAUGGACUGAGACUUCGGUUUCUGAUAGUGACCAUGAGACUGUGGCACCUUCCAGCACCAGUGAUGCCACUGGGCUUGACAUCACCUUAGUUGAACAGGUAGAAUGUGUGAAAGAUGACCACAGUUACUCUCAAGCCAUUCUUAGCUCAGGUAUUGUGGAACCAUGCUCAAAUGCAGCCUGCCAAGCUACAUUCAAGGCAUUGACAAACGAGUGUGCACGAUUAAGAGCUGAGGUUAAUUGUCUUAAGGACAAAGUUAAUGUGCUGUCUUUCAAUGAAGAAGCCUUCAAAGGAAAUGAUGAGAUGGUACAGGAACUAACAGGCCUACCAAGCUAUGCUAAAAUUAUGGUUGUUUUGGCUUCCUGUCUGGGUUUGUGAAAGCCGGUCCAAGCUGACUCCCUUUCAUAGCUUUUAUAACACUGAUGAGAA
Messenger RNA from Notothenia coriiceps (black rockcod), 775 nucleotides. Its product is annotated as THAP domain-containing protein 4-like. NCBI's taxonomy places the organism in Eukaryota, Metazoa, Chordata, Actinopteri, Perciformes, Nototheniidae. The transcript is spliced from 2 exons. Bases 41 to 724 code for a protein of 227 amino acids. The record is from RefSeq and is a predicted model, not a curated record.